Nicotiana tabacum (common tobacco) is the source of this 831-nucleotide messenger RNA. RefSeq names its product nuclear/nucleolar GTPase 2. Gene Ontology annotation, cellular component: nucleolus. The record is from RefSeq and is a predicted model, not a curated record. Lineage: Eukaryota; Viridiplantae; Streptophyta; Magnoliopsida; Solanales; Solanaceae.
ACGCAAAAAGAUAAAUAAACCAAAUUUAGAAGCGCUUAGUGUAAUUUUCAGAAAAAAGGGAAUAACUCUCCGUUUACAUUCUCUGUGCGUUAGUACUGAAUAAUCUAAGGGCUUCAGACGCCGCCAUUUUUAUUUUCACCGAUCAAAAAUGGGGAAGAAGAAAAAUCAACGUAGUGUCGCCACUAAUCGGCGGCUGAAGAUGUAUAAUAGCAGGCCGAAGUGUGACCGGAAGGGCAAAAUUAUAAAGCACGAUUUUCAGUCACAGAAACUUCCGUCAACGCGGAUACAACCGGAUCCCCGCUGGUUCAUCAAUACUCGGGUGAUCAGUCAGAAGAAAUUGGAAUUUUUUAGGGAAGAAAUCCAAAAUCGGAUUUCCAGUAACUACAAUGUUAUAUUGAAUGAAAGGAAAUUGCCCAUGUCCCUUUUGAGUGAUCACCACAAGAAAGGAAGAGUUCAUUCUCUCGACAGUGAGCCCAUUGCUGAUGCUUUUGAACCUAAAACAAAGAGGAAAGUCCCAAAACAUUUUGCAUCAUUAGCCAAGAAUGAUGUGUGUCAAGAUGCCCUUAAGAGAGGGGGACCAUCUAAAUCCAACAUGUUUUCCAAGUAAACGCCUAAGCAAACCAAAGUCCCAGCAUUUUCAAGGAUUAUGAAACUGAAGAUGGAAGUGAGAAGCCAAAAUAAGUUUAGGUGAUUGAGUUUUUUUUCAAGUAAAUUAGAAGAUAUUUCAGUAUGUUAGGGGAGUCAAAAGCAGAGCAAUUAGUAUAACACAAGCAAGAGAACUCUGUUCUACUUAUUACUCAUAAUGCGCAUAUGCUUGCCUUCUUUUUCUUA